UUUUAUAAAGUGAUGUAAUCUUCUUAUGGAGUCAGCAAAAUCAAUACAUUUUACAAGCAAUGGCAUCCUCUUAUAUGUCUAUUACACAACCAGUGGUUUCGUCUAACUCUAAACUACGUUCAGGGAUAAAUAGCUUUAGCUCAUGCUCAAGUUACACGAAGAAUUCUCGCGUGUUAUCAACACUUUGCAAGGGUUCUAUCAAUCCGAGUUUUCAUCUCGAUCUAUCACACUCAAAUCGAAGCACUUCGAAGCAUUACACAAGAGUAAGAAAAUUAGAAUCAGAUUGGGAAGAGAGCAAAGAUGAAGAGAAAUCUGAUCAGGAAGAGAGCGAAGAUGAAGAGAAAUCUGAUUGGGAAGAGAACAAAGAUGAAGAGAAUGACAAUAACAAGGAAGACCGUCGAGCGGAGGAGACGGUUCGAAAGCUAUACACUGAUAUCAAGGACCGAAACAUCAUGGAGAAAGACUAUCAGGCAGAGGAGACAGUUCUAAAGCUAUACUCCGAUAUCAAGGACCGAAACAUCGAUGGAAUUUCAGAAGUUAUUGGAGAUGAAUGCCAGUUCUUUUCCAACUUUUUAUCUAAGUAUCGACUUUUGCAAGGCAAGAAGCAAGUUAUGGCUUUCUUCUACUGGUUGAUCAAGAAGCUGGGAAAAGAUAUCAAGAUUAUUGUUAAACCAACGUUCAAAGACGGCAUGACCGUUGGAGUUCAAUGGCAACUCGAAUGUGAUAAGUCACACAUCCAAUUGGGGAAGGGAUUCAGUUUCCACAUUUGCCAUAUGUACCAGGGAAAGCUGUUGAUAAAGAAUGUUGAGAUGUUCAUGGAGCCAAUUUUCCACAUAGAGCAUCUAAGACUAAGAACUAUGGCGUUUGCAGUGAGUAUGGCUGAGAAGAUAUUCACUUUGUUGAGACCAGGGGAAAACACAAGGAGACAAGCAAUGAUACUCCUGCUACUUGCUCUUCUGCUGCUUGCUGCAGCCGCUUUCUACUUCACACGACUGAGUUUCUGAUAAAAACACGCGAAUAACAUGGAAGAUAGCAGGAAAUAAAACCAUAGAAAAUAAGAUUUUUCUAUCAGUAGGAUGCAAAUAUUUCCAACAGGGAAAACAUAGUUAAACACAUGAGUUUUUUUUUUUCCUAAGACAUUCAUGGGUGAAUGGCGUUAAAUACAAAACAUAUGCGCCAUUUCACCCUUAACACUAGAGUUUCAGUA
Molecule: messenger RNA, 1207 nt
Organism: Arabidopsis lyrata subsp. lyrata
Lineage: Eukaryota; Viridiplantae; Streptophyta; Magnoliopsida; Brassicales; Brassicaceae
Exons: 5
Coding region: 60-1004 (314 amino acids)
Source: RefSeq, a predicted model, not a curated record